Molecule: messenger RNA, 1641 nt
Organism: Mycena indigotica
Lineage: Eukaryota; Fungi; Basidiomycota; Agaricomycetes; Agaricales; Mycenaceae
Exons: 9
Coding region: 1-1641 (546 amino acids)
Source: RefSeq, a predicted model, not a curated record
AUGUGGACGCGCCGUCUGGGUAUAUGGGAGUUUACGACCGGUCCACGAAACAUUCGGGUCUGUAAAAGAGACAAUCCAACCAUGGCUCCAGGUGUAGAAACCCUCACGCUCGCGGCUUGUGCGGGUGGAGUCGUCCUUGCCGGCGCCGGCUUUCUAUGGCAGAAGGCCUGUAAAAAGCCCCCGAUCUGGGUCAGCCAGCUAGAUCAAUUGGGUCAGCCAAGAGAUAAGUUGCUCCCUGGCACAGUGGUAGUCUGCGGAGGAAGUGUGGCCGGCAUUGUAGCAGCGCGAAUAUGCGCUGAUCAUUUCGAAAACGUCCUCGUUGUCGACCCCGACAUCGAAAAUCCUGGAAACAGGAUACUCCAGUGGAAUGCAGCGCACCUUUAUCUCUGUCUGUUCGUUACUGGGGCUCGUCGUCUGUGGAAAACCUUUGACGAUGUCGUCAAAAACGUUGGUGGCCGGAUUCUUCCGGCCGACCUCCAGAUCCACUAUUCUGGGGUUGAAUUACCAACGCCUCACAAAGACUACGCCGCCGGUGAUUUACCUGAUACGCUUCUCCUGCGACGUCCUUCUCUUCAAAAAGCCCUCUAUUCACUCCUUCGUGGCUCACCCAAUGUUUCCGUGCUACCGGGAACAGUUCGGAGCUUCCAGCCAAGCAGCGACCGGUCUGUGGUCGAAUCCGUAACCGUUCGCAAAAGCGACGGGUCGAAGGAAAAUUUGAAUGAUGUAGCUCUCGUUGUUGACUGCACCGGUAGACUCCAAGGCGGUUUCAAGUGGCUCAAAUCCGCUGGCUACAAUAUUGACGACAAGAUCAAAUGCUCAUAUGACCCGAAUCUGCGGUACAUGACCUGCGCUUUCAGCGUUUCUCCCGAGCUGGAGGCCCGUCUGCCUAUCCCCGCAGCUCAACGAUCGACUCCGAUUGCGUAUGUGUAUGUUCCACAUGACGACACGCAGUCUUGUUUCUUGGGGCUAUCAAUGAAUGACGGAAAUGUCAUCCAGAUCCUGUUUGGUGACACUGGCAUGGGGUAUUUGCCCCAGGCAUCCAACGAGCUUCUCCCCUUCAUAGAGCGUUUUCGCGGGCAAAAAAAGCCACUUCCUCCUUGGCUCACGGACACGGUCCAGAUGCUCGUUGACGAGGUGGAGCCUGAAUUCUAUCCAAUAAACCUCAAUAUGUUGACGUUUAUGCAGUACCACCUGCUCCGUCCCCGAACUCUUCCUAGCAAUUUCGUUGCUAUCGGUGAUGCCUUUCUGUUCUUGAAUCCUGUUCAUGGCCAAGGAUUUGCAAAGGCCAUGCUCAACGGAAUUACUCUGAACGCAUUACUUCAUUCCCUUCCGCACUCAUCUCAACUUCCAGCCAACUUUUCGACGCAAUACUUCAAUGACUCGGCGGAUCCCAUGAACGCAUUAUGGGAUGCAACACGACUACAUGAUUACGGUUCCACUAAUUGUGUGCCUAUGCCUGGUGAGACGAAGGAGACUGGCUGGGUUAGUCGCUGGCUGGGCGAAAAAUUAAUCUCGUCCUCAACCCGAGAUGACGAAGUUGCUUCGGCUCUGUGGCACGUCCGUCAGAUGCUUGCGUCUGAGAAGACCCUGCUCGCGCCAACGAUAUUAUGGAAAGUAUUGUUAACGCCGUCGAUGUUCUGA